Rhizophagus irregularis DAOM 181602=DAOM 197198 is the source of this 811-nucleotide messenger RNA. RefSeq lists its product as uncharacterized. Gene Ontology annotation, molecular function: 4-hydroxy-4-methyl-2-oxoglutarate aldolase activity; oxaloacetate decarboxylase activity. The record is from RefSeq and is a predicted model, not a curated record. Lineage: Eukaryota; Fungi; Glomeromycota; Glomeromycetes; Glomerales; Glomeraceae.
GAAAUAUCAUAACAAUGACAGAUGAUAAUUCGGUUUAUAAGAAACUUGAACUUUUAAAAUCAUUCUCAGCUUGUGAUGUUGCCGAUGCUCUUCUCAGAUUAAAACAUCCUCUAGGAGGAUAUCUACCUGACAUUGUUAUGUUUUCACCUGAAUAUCAAUCAGGAGAUACUAAACUUGUUGGUCCUGUUUAUACUGUUAAACUUGUACCGAAAUCCGAUACAACUUCACCUAAAAUAGAUAAAUCUUAUGUUGAUACAGUUCCUUCCGGUAGUGUAGUGUUUCUAUCUACUCCGCAAAAUUCUGUAAAUGCCGUUUGGGGAGGAUUAAUGAACACAAGGGCUAAAAUACUUGGAGUAAGAGGUGUUGUGGUAGAUGGUAGAGUACGAGAUCUUGACGAACUUCGAUCUGAUGAAACUCCAGUUUUUGCUAGAGCGGUUUCAAUUUUAUCUUCAAGGGAAUUUACACGUCUAUCUGAACUUAAUAUUCCAGUAACUCUUAAUGGAAAUCAUGAUCCUCCGAUAAAAAUUAAUCCUGAUGAUAUUAUUCUUGCGGAUUUAAACGGUGUCGUAUGUAUCCCUAAAGACUUAUUGGAUCAAGUUCUAGAUUCAUGUGAGAAACAUACUGUGAUGGAUAAAAAUCUUAAAAAUGCUUUAUACGAAGGAAUGACUUUAACCGAAGCAAAAUCUAUACAUAGAAAAGGUUAAUUAUGUAUAUAUUUACUUUUUGAGUUUAUUGAUCUAUCUAUCGGCUUACAGCCGUGUUUAUGAGUCUAUCUUAUAUAAUUUCCUUUAUUAAAUUAAAAAAAAAAAGG